AAGAAACGGAGGAGUCCGCGGUCACCUCAAGCUGAUGAUUGUCUCAAAUUUGGAUGGCGAAACGAAUUUUGAAGUAGUGAAUUAGUCGAGUUGAACUUUAGUCCUACUUUGUGUGCUUUGCUGUAUCUGCUGUGGAAUCAAACACGAUGUCUGCCUCGGCUAUAUUUGUGCUGGACCUGAAGGGGAAGGUGUUGAUUUGUCGAAACUACAAAGGCGAUGUGGACAUGGCGGAAAUCGACCACUUUCUACCUUUACUCAUGCAACAUGAAGAGGAAGGGCUCCUCUGCCCUGUGAUGUCACACGGCAACGUCCACUUCAUGUGGAUCAAACACAGCAACCUGUACCUGGUGGCCACUACAAACAAGAACUCUAACGCCUCCCUCGUGUACUCAUUUCUAUACAAACUAGUUGAGGUGUUCACAGAGUACUUCAAAGAGCUGGAGGAGGAGAGCAUUCAGGAUAAUUUUGUGGUCGUCUACGAGCUGCUGGAUGAGCUGAUGGACUUUGGAUUCCCUCAAACGACUGACAGCAAGAUCCUACAGGAAUACAUCACUCAGGAAGGUGCCAAGCUCGAGGUGGCAAAGUCCAAGGUGCCGACCACCGUCACCAACGCCGUCUCCUGGAGGUCAGAGGGUAUCAAAUACAAGAAGAACGAGGUCUUCAUUGAUGUCAUUGAGUCCAUCAACGUGCUGGUGAAUGCUAAUGGCAGUGUAAUGAGCAGCGACAUCGUGGGCAGCAUCAAGCUGAAAACCAUGCUCUCUGGGAUGCCUGAACUGCGGCUGGGCCUCAAUGAUCGAGUGCUUUUUGCUCUCACUGGACGUGACAAAGGAAAGACAGUGGUGAUGGAGGAUGUGAAGUUCCACCAGUGUGUGCGUCUGUCGCGCUUUGAGAGUGAUCGAACAAUCUCCUUCAUUCCUCCAGACGGGGAGUCUGAGCUCAUGUCCUACCGCAUCAAUACCCAUGUGAAGCCUCUGAUAUGGAUUGAAUCAGUCAUAGAGAAGUUCUCUCACAGUAGAGUGGAAAUCAUGGUUAAGGCAAAGGGACAAUUUAAAAAACAGUCUGUGGCAAAUAAUGUGGAAGUGAGGGUCCCUGUCCCCAGCGAUGCUGACUCACCCAAGUUUAAAACCAGCACAGGCAACGCCAAAUAUGUGCCUGAGAAGAACCUGGUGGUGUGGACCAUCAAGUCUUUCCCUGGAGGCAAAGAGUUUCUAAUGAGAGCUCAUUUUGGUCUGCCCAGCGUGGAGAAUGACGAGCUUGAGGGCAAACCUCCUAUCACUGUCAAAUUUGAAAUCCCAUAUUUCACAGUCUCAGGAAUACAGGUGCGAUAUAUGAAGAUUAUUGAGAAAAGUGGUUACCAGGCUUUACCGUGGGUCCGGUACAUUACACAGAGUGGAGACUAUCAGCUGAGGACCAAUGUGUAAAACCUGAGGGAUUAUGGCAUAUUCCUCCUCUCCAGGACCUCCAGAUGGACAGCAAUGAUCACUUAAACUGGACUGAAACAAUGUCUUUAAAUUUCACCUGCUCUAUUUAAUGUCAACAAUCCUGUUUUAUGAAAUCUGUGUGAAACAUGAUUUUAAUGUCUCUAUUGUAAGGCCACUGCAAAGUAUUUAAAUGCCUAAUGAUUCCUUUAAAACAAUUUGUUAUUAAUAACCUUUGUAUAUUUGAUGUGCUUCUUUGUUUUUCUCAUGAGUUUACAAUACCAUAUAAGGGCGGCUUUUGCCCUCAUAUUGUAGUCAUGCAUUGUGCAAUCACAGUCACUAAAUUCCGCCUAAAAUUAAAAACUUGCACCCGC
Plectropomus leopardus (leopard coralgrouper) is the source of this 1792-nucleotide messenger RNA. RefSeq names its product adaptor related protein complex 1 subunit mu 2 (gene ap1m2). Gene Ontology annotation, cellular component: clathrin adaptor complex. Gene Ontology annotation, biological process: vesicle-mediated transport; intracellular protein transport. The record is from RefSeq and is a predicted model, not a curated record. NCBI's taxonomy places the organism in Eukaryota, Metazoa, Chordata, Actinopteri, Perciformes, Serranidae.